GGAACUGGAUUGAGAAACAAAAAUAGAAUUUCCCAACAAACUUUCUUAAAAAAAACAUUGAACUAUAAAUUAAUAAUAAUAUAAGUGAUGUGCUUUGCCCUAAACAGUGUUAGCAAGUGAAAGACAAAACUAUUCAAUAAAUAUGGCGACUAUUUGUUUCCGGCCGCCCCCUUUACCGCCCAAUAAGAAACCGAGUCAUCUGACGAACGCCAAUCGUCAGCGACUCAAACAAAAUUACGGAUUGCUCUCUUCGACGUAUUUGAGUUUCCGCGAUUCGGCCGAUGACGCGAUUUUGAGCGAUAAAGACAUCGAACUGCGAUUUAAAUCCGACAGCGGUACGGGCAAACGCAGCAGGAAAUUGACACAUACAAAUUCUUUAAUCAGAAAAAAGGAAAUACCACUGGUCUUGACUAGAAGUCAAUCGGAUGGCAAUAUCGAUAAACAAGGAACGUCGCCAGUAAGCAUCAAUAGAUACAUGAAGGUUCUAAGUGGAAGCUGGAAAAAUCUACUAAACUGUAAGUUAUAUUAG
This is a messenger RNA of Psylliodes chrysocephalus, 529 nucleotides long. The record is from the annotation of a GenBank genome assembly. Lineage: Eukaryota; Metazoa; Arthropoda; Insecta; Coleoptera; Chrysomelidae.